GGAGUACUGCUGUACCUUUAGACACAAGAGACUCACAUCAGUCACAGUAACAGUCAAGAAACACUUACAAAUCUCCAGAAAAUGAAGAUCUGUGGGAUAUGCCUAUUCAUUGUACUGCUGUGUACAGUUCGGGAACUCUGCGCAACAAAUGCUUUAAACGUGCCAGAUGAAUGCUGCUUCUCCUUCUAUCCCAAAAGGCUGCCAAUAAAAAGCAUUUCACAUUUGAAAACAACGAGCAGCACUUGUCCUGUUGCAGGCGUAAUAUUUGUUACAAAAAAAGGAAAUAAAGUCUGUGCAAAAACAAAUGAAAGCUGGGUAAAGAAAUAUGUGCAACACUUCACUGAACAAAAUUCAAAGAAGUAAAUGAAGAAGAGGAUGAUGAUGUGUGAUAAAGUAUCAAUCGACAUAACAAUGACAAUAAAAAUGAUUUUAACCUGUGAGUUUGCAGUCCUGAGCAGGAUGAGUGGGUUAAUGGAAGGAAAACACUGUGGAUGGUUAUUAUAGACAGCAAGCAGACAUAACUCAUUAAAGCACAAUAACUAAUGAAUUAUAAUGUACAUGAAUAGAGCAGAAGUGGGCAGAGCUGUGGAACUUAUACAAAAAAAAUAUUUAAAGCUUUUUAGGUCUUGAAAAUUCAACUGAUGUAUUCAUUUUUUACUGUAACACGACUACUACAAUUGCUCAUUUAUAUUUUGCAUAAUUCUUGUAUUUGUAUUUU
Messenger RNA from Polypterus senegalus (gray bichir), 718 nucleotides. RefSeq names its product C-C motif chemokine 3-like. The transcript has 3 exons. The record is from RefSeq and is a predicted model, not a curated record. Gene Ontology annotation, cellular component: extracellular region. NCBI's taxonomy places the organism in Eukaryota, Metazoa, Chordata, Cladistia, Polypteriformes, Polypteridae. The coding region runs from base 82 to 363 and encodes 93 amino acids. Gene Ontology annotation, biological process: immune response; positive regulation of ERK1 and ERK2 cascade; inflammatory response. Gene Ontology annotation, molecular function: chemokine activity; CCR chemokine receptor binding.